GUGUGAGUAGAAGGUCACUGCCUGUCGUUGUUUAUAGCUGCCACAUCCGCAGACACAAUGUCACAAUGCUUAUCGUUUAAAACGGGGCGCGGACUCGUCUAUGUCACUUUGCUUGCAGCGAACGUCAAUAAAUUGAAGGAUACAGUAGUGACUGAUGUCUGCUGUAACUUUUGCUCCUUCAGAUCUUUGGCCGAAGACGAUCACUUGGCAACAUGGUCCAGUCGUGACGGGGAGACUCAGAUGCGGAGCACGGGAAGGCAUGCGUGGCAUGCGCCUGGCGGAUCAGAUGAUGAUGCCAAGCGGAACCAGCACGUGAGGCAACUGCGUGUGACCAUGGUCCCACCGUUUGAAACCGUUUUUGAUGGUCUACAGAGCUGACGUGAGGCAGCACCGGCACACCUCAAAGUGCGAGGUCAUUCAAGCCACAAAAAAUCUUAGAGAGCUAACACGCCAGAGUUUGUGGAAAGAAGCCAAUGAUGCUUUUGCAAGAAUGUUGAACCUUGGCAUCAAGCUGGAUUCUUUGUCCUGCACUGUGAUGUUGACCACUUUGAGGAAAAGGGGGAUGUGGCAGCUUGCGUUAAGAACGCAGCAGGAGAUUUGCGAGGCCACGGUCCAGCGAAAUGUCAUCACCUUCAAUGCCUUGGCAAGUACCUGUGUGGUUCGGGGUAACUGGAAGCCAGCUCUAGCACUGGUGAGUGGUGGGCACACCAUUUGGCUUGAUCUAGAUGAUGUGAGCUACAAUACCGUCAUCAGUGCAUGCGAGAAGUCAAUGACCUGGCUGAAGGCUGUGCACUUGCUUGCAGUGAUGCACUUGUCAACCAACAUGCGUGCAGAUGUCAUAAGUCAAAGCGCAACAAUCAGUUCCUGCGCUGAUGGGUUCCAUUGGCAGCUGGCACUGUCAUUAAAAAAGGAGCUGGCCAAUAUAGCCACUCAGAGCAAUUUGGUGGCAGCGAAUUCUUGCAUGUAUUGUUGUGAGAAGGCCGGAGAGUGGGAGUUGGCAUUGCAGGGCCUUAGUGAGCUCUGGAUGUUCACCAUGCAGCCAAGUCCAACAAGCACAAGUGCUCUUGUUUCUGCCACAAAGAACAGCAAUCAAUGGCAAUUGGUGGUUGCUAUUCUUGCUGCAAGUCACUGCGACCAGAUUCUGCUCAAUAGCGGGAUCACCGCACUUGGGCGUUGGCAACUGGCCAACCUCUCUUUGGUAUCCAUGAGGGGAAGACGUUUCCGUUCCGACAAGGCCAGUUUCAGUGCAGCCAUGACAGCUUGCGCAACAGAGCAUGAGUGGACCUCAACGUUGGCACUUUUGGGAAGCCUCUGCAUGCUGGUGCAGCCAGAUGCCAUUAGCCUUUGUGCAGCCCUGUGUGCCCUCGAGAAAGCAGUUUGCUGGCAGCUGGCUCUCAACACCCUUGGUGACUUCUGGCAUUUGGAGGUGCAAGCCGACGAGAUUCAUUUUGGUGCUGUGAUUGCUGCGUGUCACCAAAAGACUGCUUCUAUUGGUCGUCGCCUUGACAAAGCCUAACUUGCUGUCGGCUGGAAGUGCUGCGGGCACGUGGUCCAGGGAGCGCACGGUGACAUGAGAACAAGAGCAGGUGCGAAGUUGCGCGAAGAUCACCAGAUUUGUCUUCUCAGGAGCAGAGUUGAAUCGGAGCUGAUGUAUCGGAACCACGAGCGCAGAUCAACAGAUGCGCCUAUUGUGAUACUUAGUUCAAAGACAAAAGCAGCAAGAGGUGAACAAGUGUGCCAUCGCAGUGGUGUCACAAUCGGG
Durusdinium trenchii is the source of this 1762-nucleotide messenger RNA. The record is from the annotation of a GenBank genome assembly. Lineage: Eukaryota; Dinophyceae; Suessiales; Symbiodiniaceae.